Messenger RNA from Melopsittacus undulatus (budgerigar), 763 nucleotides. RefSeq names its product peptidyl-tRNA hydrolase 2 (gene PTRH2). Lineage: Eukaryota; Metazoa; Chordata; Aves; Psittaciformes; Psittaculidae. Gene Ontology annotation, molecular function: peptidyl-tRNA hydrolase activity. Gene Ontology annotation, cellular component: cytosol; mitochondrion. The record is from RefSeq and is a predicted model, not a curated record. Bases 119 to 634 code for a protein of 171 amino acids. Gene Ontology annotation, biological process: negative regulation of anoikis; positive regulation of anoikis. The transcript has 2 exons.
GUCACUUCCGGCGCGUCUCACGCCGUACCCCUCCUUCGGCCGUCUGUGGUAGCGUCAUCUGCGGGCGGCGGCGGCGGAGGCCUGGUGAGCGCACGGCAGCCAGUCUCCGAGUCCCAUCAUGGAUUCUCUCUCCCAGCCCGGGCUCCUCAGUGUCAUUGCAGGAGUUGCCUGCGGUGUGUGCCUGGGAUGGGGCAUUCGGGGAAGGUUCCUCCGGCAGCCCUUGGUAGGAGCCAGCUCGGCAGCCAGCAGCAGCCUGGGCAGCGAAGCCAUGGGCGAGUCCGGGGAGUUCAAGAUGGUGCUGAUCGUCCGCAAUGAUUUGAAGAUGGGGAAGGGUAAAGUAGCAGCACAGUGUUCCCAUGCUGCUGUUUCUGCCUACAAGCAAGUACAGAGAAGAAACCCGGAGCUCCUGAAGCAGUGGGAAUACUGUGGACAACCGAAAGUGGUCCUCAGAGCUCCAGAUGAGGAGACACUGAUCCAGCUCCUGGCUGAUGCAAAACACCUUGGACUGACUGUGAGCUUAAUCCAAGAUGCGGGUCGCACUCAGAUAGCUCCAGGCUCCCAGACUGUCCUUGGGAUUGGACCGGGACCAGCUGAUGUGAUAGAUAAAGUUUCUGGUCACCUAAAACUGUUUUAAACUGGGGACCAAAGAAGUCUGAAUGCAUUGGUAUGUAGUGGUAUGAAGGGAUAAAAUCCAGGUUUAUGGAUUUUUGCUCAUGUGUUCUCUCAUUAUAAAUAAAAUAACCAGAUUUUGUAAGAGAUUUCA